GACCGAUAUAUUUCCGAGGCAAGACUUUGAUUACUCUCGAUCUCUGGCAUUCAUGGGGCGGAAAAAGAAAACGUUGAAUGACUAUGCAGCCGAGUUCUCAGACUUGGCGGUCAGGAGGCAUGUGAUUGAACACAGUGACACCGGAGAGACCUCUGUCGUGGAGACGCUGUACUGUAAGUCCUGUGAGCUUCCUAUGCGGGUCAGAAGGGACCGGAUUUUGGAGCACCUGGCUUCGGGAAGGCAUUAUCGGAACAGGCGGCUGAUCAAACAACACUGGAACAGAGCCCCCCUUUUAGUCUCAACUGGUGGCGAUCAGGUUGGCAAUUUCCCAGUGCCUCUAGACUUGGCAUGGCACCCUCAGCCCUCCUUCGUGCUGAAGUCUAGCUCCAGCAGUAACACUGUUAGCACCACAAACCUGGUUCCAUCUCCUCCUCACCAUCACCCUUCCAUGAUCUCCGGGCACCUGAACCCCAUCAGCUCCACCACAAACAUAACCUGCAUCAGAGAAGAACCAGCGCCGUCUACCUCUUCCUCGCUUCCAUCAUCGUUUGGCACGAUCUAUGUCCAGAAUCCAUCCAUAUCAUCCAAACACACAAACCAAAAGUAUAUCAUCUCCGAAGCUACCAAUAGUAUUGUUCCCGGGGGCCCGAUGAGCAGCUCACGUGGAAGCAGCAUUGGAUUAGCAGUGGUUGGCGUGGGUCAUGGAAGCAGGGCAUUGCUCAGAAGUUUGACAGAGGAACGUCGCUGUUAUCUGCAUUACAUUGUAGAGAAUCAGUUGUCUGAAGUGGAGAAAGCCUUCGCUGUUGGACUGUUGACCAAGACGAGAGUUUUGCCGGAACAGGAUGUGGACAUUGCUCUUGGCGACCAACGUGUGUCUGGCAUUGUCAUCUGCUCUCCGCCAGCCGUAGCGGCCCAGUUGACCCUGGAAGCAUUACGAGCUGGGAAAGCAGUCCUGUGCGAGAAUCUCCUCAGCACCAACACGCAGAUGGUGGAAGCGUGCUUCAAUGAGGCAGAGAAACGUGGCAAGCCUCUAGUAUGCGGCUUUUACAAGCGAUUUGACCCGGCACUUAAGUACUUAUAUAAAAAGCUUCAUGAGUCCAGUGGCCUGGGAAGAAUUCAGAGGCUUUCUGCAGUCAGUCGGCUGUAUCCUCCGAUUCCUCUAAACAGGAUAAAGAUGUCAGGAGGCAUCUUCUAUGGCGCGGCUUUACACGAUAUCGACAUUGUCAACUGGUUGCUCGGCGUCAGUGUUCCCGAAACCGUGUUUUCACUGGGACAUGCCUUCUGUUCUGAUCUGGGCACAAUGAAGGAGGCGGACACUGUGAACAUUAGUAUGAAGUUUUCGAGUGGAGCCAUAGUGAGUUUGGACAUCAGUCAGCACUGCACUAAAACCUGCGACCAGAGACUGGAGUUGUACGGUUGUCAGGGAUCAUUACGUCUGGACAAUCAGAACCCCCUGAGCAUUAUAGAGAAUAAUUCAUCUUUCCCAACCAUUUCUCAUUCGCACCAUGAGAGGUAUAGAGAAGCUUACAAAGAACUCUUCCAGCACUUUAUACGCACCAUCAAAGGCAAGGAAUGCCCAGCAGUCACCAAAGAACAAUACCUCUGCACGCUGCAGAUCACAGCAGCGGCCGAGCAGUCCUGGCAGAACGGUUCAGCGGUAGACCUGCGGAACGAGGCCGUAGAUAUAUCGAGUAUAAAGACUGAGGUUAUAUGAUCUGUGGGGAGGAAGAGCCGCAUUCUGUUAUUUUUCUGGAGUUGAAGUUCUUCCUGUCUCGACCUGUUGAAAUGGUCGUUUGCACUCGCUUCUGACUUGAGGUUUUGUCCAGAUGGUGCUCAGCAGUGACUUUC
Messenger RNA from Nanorana parkeri, 1848 nucleotides. Its product is annotated as inositol 2-dehydrogenase-like. NCBI's taxonomy places the organism in Eukaryota, Metazoa, Chordata, Amphibia, Anura, Dicroglossidae. The coding region runs from base 53 to 1714 and encodes 553 amino acids. Gene Ontology annotation, molecular function: oxidoreductase activity; nucleotide binding. Gene Ontology annotation, cellular component: cytoplasm. The transcript is spliced from 9 exons. The record is from RefSeq and is a predicted model, not a curated record. Gene Ontology annotation, biological process: NADPH regeneration.